This is a messenger RNA of Phalaenopsis equestris, 1823 nucleotides long. RefSeq names its product serine/threonine-protein kinase AFC1-like. NCBI's taxonomy places the organism in Eukaryota, Viridiplantae, Streptophyta, Magnoliopsida, Asparagales, Orchidaceae. The record is from RefSeq and is a predicted model, not a curated record. The coding region runs from base 163 to 1452 and encodes 429 amino acids. Gene Ontology annotation, biological process: protein phosphorylation. Gene Ontology annotation, cellular component: nucleus. Gene Ontology annotation, molecular function: ATP binding; protein kinase activity. The transcript is spliced from 13 exons.
UUCGCUAUAAGUAUCUUGCAUAUUUCUCGCUUUCUCAGCCGUCCCGCCUCCUCUCCCUCAUCCUCUCUCUUUCUCCCACACACACGCGCCCACGCGCCCACGCGCGCUCGCAUAUACACUCACACACGUUUUGCUGUCGAUCUGCUAAUUGGUUGAUCCGCCAUGGAGACGCAGUCGGCGGCAGCAUACCCUCAUGGGGCCAUGGAGAAGCGCCCUAGAAAGAGGCCGAGGCUGACCUGGGACAUGCCCCCUCUUCUACCGCUCGUGGCACCUUCUACUCUGUACUGUAGACAGGAAUUUGUGAAUGGUUAUGGUGUAAAUUAUGCAAUCUCGUCCUACUACUACAAUGAAUUGCAUCAUCAUGCAUCUCCUCCCUGGAGAGCGGAUGAUAAAGAUGGCCAUUAUGUGUUUGGAGUUGGCGAGAAUCUAACACCCAGAUAUAGAAUACUCAGCAAAAUGGGCGAAGGUACCUUCGGUCAAGUAUUAGAAUGCUUGGACUUGGAAAGGAUGGAACCAGUGGCAAUUAAAAUUGUGCGUUCAAUUUUGAAAUACCGUGAAGCUGCCAUGAUUGAGAUUGAUGUUCUUGAAAGGCUUGCAAAACAUGAUCCUGGCGGUUCUCGUUGUGUACAAAUACGGAAUUGGUUUGACUACCGUAAUCAUAUAUGUAUUGUUUUUGAAAGGCUUGGUCCAAGCUUAUAUGAUUUUCUUCGGAAGAAUAGUUAUCGUUCUUUCCAGAUUGACCUAGUUCGGGAGCUUGGGAGACAGCUUUUGGAUUCAGUAGCUUUUAUGCAUGAAUUGCGGCUUAUUCACACUGAUCUAAAGCCUGAGAACAUCCUUCUUGUUUCAUCGGAGUACAUUAGGGUCCCCGAUUAUAAGAUGCAAACAUCGUCAAGAUACUCUAAGGAUGGUUCAUCUUUUAAGAAUGUACCGAAAUAUAGUUCCAUUAAACUUAUUGACUUUGGGAGUACAUCAUUUGAACAUCAAGAUCAUAGCUAUGUGGUGUCGACACGUCACUAUAGGGCGCCUGAAGUUAUUCUUGGACUUGGAUGGAACUCUCCUUGUGAUUUAUGGAGUGUUGGCUGUAUCUUGGUUGAACUUUGCUCGGGAGAGGCGCUUUUUCAAACUCAUGAAAACUUGGAACAUCUUGCAAUGAUGGAGAGGGUUUUAGGCCCAUUGCCCAUGCAUAUGAUUCGGAAUGCAGACAGGCAUGCCGAAAAAUAUUUUAAGCGAAACUUGCGGCUAGACUGGCCUGAAGGAGCAACUUCCAGGGAAAGCAUGAGGGCAGUUGGAAAAUUGCCUCGUCUCCAGAACCUUAUAAUGCAGCAUGUUGAUCAUUCAGCAGGUGAUCUCAUUGAUCUUCUUCAAGGACUUCUCCAUUAUGAUCCUGCUGAGCGUCUAAAAGCUCAGGAAGCCCUCCGCCACCCAUUCUUCACCAGAGAUUAUAGAAGGUAGUGUUGCUUGUUUAGCUAAACCAGUUCUUCUCAGAAAGCAAGCAGAGACAGAUGAAUCAAGCAGUUGGUUUUCUUCAGAAACUUGAAGCCAUGAAGUUGGUUCCAGGGCUUAGCUGGGCCUUAAACGAGAAAGUUAUCCGCCCAAAUCUUUGAUUAUUUACUAGCUUGUGGGGGUUGUCUAUAUAACUGAUCAAGCACCGGGAAGGUAUGCAUCUAAAUCUUCCAGUUUCCAAUGGCUUGUGGAAAUUUCCUGAGGUGUGGUAAGUUUUUUAAGCUCUUCAAGGAAAAAAUUAAGGUGGUAAACAGUUUAAUAAAAAUAUAGUUAGACUGAACAUCAAAUUUUUGGAUUUUAAGAUGAGCGUAAUAUAAAUU